AUGGAUUCCGAGUUGGAGUACAUAUACGAGCAGUUUGUUGAGUCGUCUGAUGGCUCGUCGAAUGAGGAGUACUCCGAUGAGACGGCGAUGAUGCAGGCGGUCCUUGAAGACGCGGAGCGUGUUCUCAAUUUCAAGGCCUUGAUCAAGGGUCAUCGAGUGCUCAACCACAACAGGGCUCGCGGCCAUUUGACACUGAUGGCUGACUACUUUGCCCUUGAUGCACUCUUUGCUGACCAUUUGCGCUGGCGUAAUCGAAUGCGCAAGACUGUCUUCGGUCGUUUGUACCAGGGCGUCCGAUCCUAUGAUGACUACUUCAUCCUGAAGAAGGACGUCAUGGGAACGAUUGGGUUCUCUGGUUACCAGAAGUGCACGGCCGCACUCCAGAUGCUUGCAUAUGGCACAGUCGCUGAUUCGUGGGACGAGUACCUACGGAUGUCUGAGAGCAUAUGCGGAGAUGCCAUGGUUAGGUUUGCAACUGCCGUGGUCGAGGUGUUCGGACCUCAGUACUUAAGAGAACCAACUGUGCCAGACACCGAGAGGCUCUUGGCAAUCUCAGAAGCAAGAGGGUGGUCAGGUUUACUUUGA
Messenger RNA from Aegilops tauschii subsp. strangulata, 585 nucleotides. RefSeq lists its product as uncharacterized. The record is from RefSeq and is a predicted model, not a curated record. NCBI's taxonomy places the organism in Eukaryota, Viridiplantae, Streptophyta, Magnoliopsida, Poales, Poaceae.